Molecule: messenger RNA, 3774 nt
Organism: Notechis scutatus (mainland tiger snake)
Lineage: Eukaryota; Metazoa; Chordata; Lepidosauria; Squamata; Elapidae
Source: RefSeq, a predicted model, not a curated record
AUGCAGCGACUUGGCCUAGUAGAAUGUGGCUGGCCUUUGUUCCUUUUUCUGCUCCUCCUUGGCUGGAUGAUAGAUCCAGAUAUCGGAGCUGAAGCUGUAGCGUUCAGAGACCUUCCUAAAACAGUGCAACUGGACGAGAGGGCAGAACCAAAUUCAGUUGUGACUACCUUCUCCGUCAAUUGUACGAACUCAACCGAUGUGCCUGCGACAUCCCUGAAGAGCGUCACCCCAGUUUCCUCUUUUUUCAACUUUCUAAACAUCUUAUCUGCUGGCAACUAUCAGGUGAGUCUUAGUCCCAGUGCUGCUCUAGAUGCUAGAGUGGUGAAUCUCUAUGCCUUAACAUUCACUGCAAAUUGCAGAGGAGAGACAGAAGAUGCUCAGCUCUUCGUUCAAGUUAAUGAAACACGGAGAUUAGUGUGCAAUGGCGUAGGUAAGAAUGGCAUAGGACGGUUGCCUAUACAAGUUUCAGAGGAUAUUGGACCUGGAGAAACAAUCUACACAACUGUCUUGAAGAGGCGGGGCACAGGCAACCUGACCUUCACCAUUGAGGAUCCUUCCUUACCUUUUGUCAUAACUCCAGAAGGAGCCUUGCAGGCACCUGCCGAAGGUUUCACUCGUGAACAAGCUGGCAAGACAUUCCCACGAAAAAUUGUGGUCAAGGAUUCUGCUUCAAGCAGUUGUGCAGUGGCUCUGUCUAUCCAGGUGAACCCUGUUUACCAUAACAAAGUCAGUUUCAGGGAAUCAUCAGUUGCAUGUACAAUACAGGAAAGUGUACCACCUUUGUUCAACGUCAUACAGGUUCAAGCAAGUGUGAAACCUGUGGUCUACCAGAUCAUCUCCCCAAGCACAGACCAUUUUACCAUUGAACCAGAUACAGGCAUCAUCAGGACCACAUACUACUUAAAUCUGAAAAACAAUCCAAGCUUGGCUAACACCCAGUUGGAAGUGAAAGCUUACAAUAUGCUCAACCACGCUGAUUAUGCCAUCAUCAUUGUCAACAUUACUGUGAAACAGGAGAACUUGGAAGGACCCUUGUGUUCUCCUGCUGUGUUUGUAACUGAGGUUCCAGAGAACACUUCAAUUGGGAGGACCAUAUUGUCUCUGUCUUGCUAUGAUCCAGACAAUAUCAAUAGCAGCUUGACAUACAAAAUAGUUGACCAGAACCCACCUUAUAGCUUCAAAAUGGAUGGGCCAAAUUUGCAGGUAAAUAGCAGUUUGGACUAUGAUUCAGAAAGUAUGGCCACUCUUAACUUUCAAUACAAAGCUGCCAUUCUAGUGAUAGAUGGAGGAAGUCCUGCACAAACCACCACCGUACCUGUGCUGGUGACAGUAAGACGAGUGAAUGAAUUCCCUCCACAAUGCUCAAAACGGGUUUUCAAUGUACCAGAGAAUACUGAAUAUGGAUACAACAUUGGCAAUGUCAAUGGCUCUGAUCAAGACUAUCCAUUCAACAACAUUGAAUACAGCAUAAUGGAUGAGGAUGCUUUCUACAUUAAUAGCCGUACAGGUCAGCUACGUGUACUUUUGCCCCUGGAUUAUGAAGAACGGAAAGUGUAUCAUCUGGCUGUCAUUCUGAAAGACCUGGAGAAUGAAGCAGCUCCCAACACACAAAAGACAACAACGUGUAAUGUCACAAUUUUUGUGCAGGAUGUAAACGAUCAUCCUCCUAAGUGUAAAGAACCGUUUUUGUUGAGGUCCAUAUAUUCCACCCAAGCCAGAACUAUACCAAUCACAGAUGUUAAUUGUGAAGAUGAGGACAGAGGAACCAAACUGGCCUACAACAUUGUUCAUGGCAAUGUAAAUGGCCGUUUUCGCAUGGAAGGACAAAGCCUUUUCCCUAACACCUUUUCCUACAGACUUGAUGGCAUAUAUGAUCCUCUUACUUUUGUGCUUCUGGUGGAAGUGACAGACAGUGUUAGCUUACCUCGGUUCACCACCACAGUCACAGUUGUUGUUAAUGUGAUCCCUUGGGCCACAACUGUAUCUACUACCACCAUAACCACUACGACAACCACCAAGAAGCCAAUUGUUUUGCACAGAACUGUGACAUACUGGGCACCAGAUCCAUGGUUUGUGGUGGUUCUUACACUCACUGGAAUCCUCUUCUUUUCUGCCUUGGGUUUGCUGUUUUGGCAAUUCUGCCGGAGGAAGUCACCAGGAGAGCUAUCUCAGGCUCUACUACAGAACACGAGCAAAGAAGUGGGAAAAAAUUACAAGGUGACAGAAGAAGCAAGGAAGGAUGUCACCGACUUGCAGAGUCUGGAACACCAAUUUGAUGGCCGGGCUCAAGACCCCAUCUCUGGCCAGUAUUACUUGUUUGACAGCAGCACUGGAGCACGGCGUUGGGUGUGAGCAUGGAGGAAAAUGAAGAGCCAACUUUCUGGACACCAGCAACUCUCUGUCUAGUAUCUGAUGUAUCUGCUGAUAUGGUGGCACAAGAGUAGCUUUCCAUUAGUUACCUGCAUUUUAAUAAUCAGAGGUUGCCACUUUCCUUUCUUUUUUUGCUAUUCUGGUUUCUAUGGUUAUUUGAUCGGUGAAAAGUUAUUUCCACUAAUUAUGGUACUCCCAUAUCUGGAAAUUCUCCAUAUUAUGGGAGAUUGUAACAAUGGUCAUAUGGUACUAGAUGAAACAUCAACCAUUUGUCCCCCCUUCUUACAAAGCCAUGUGUCUUUGAGAAAGUGCUGUAUUAAAGGCUUUUGUUAGUGUUGCUUGAAUGCAGUGGAAUUGUAUGUGGAUUAUAGGAUCUGGUUCAGAAACAAAGGGCAGCAAUUGAGUUUAAUAUUAAAUUAUAUCUCUGGUUAGGCAUAUUCAUUUCUGUUGUAGCUCGGUGGUUCUGAAGUUUUCUGGCAUUUCACAAUAUAGCAUCAUGUACAUAUUUCUUUCCAUCAAUUUCAUUUCUCUUGCUGACUGUUGGGGAUGCUUGAAUAACUGAGAAAUAAUAAAAGAAUUAUGCAUAGCAACAAUUGGUUGGGUGAGUGUUCCAAAGUCAAGCACAGCAACAUGGGAUACAGUAACUGUAAUUUUCUAAUAAUUUAUUCAGUGCAAGUUAGGUUGUAUUCAUGGUGGGGCAUAUUUUUUCCAGGUGCUCCCUAGACAAAGCUGUACUAGUGCUAUUAUAAUAUAAUAAAGUGAAUAAAAAAAGAAAAACUUUCCCUGACAGACGAAGUUAUCAGAAGCCAGACAUCUUUAGGACAUGAAAUAACGACUUUCAGACUAGCUGUGGUCCAAAUGCCCACCAGUUGAUUCCCUUUCUGCUUCAAGGGGGAUGUGUUGUAUUUGGAAUAGGGAAGAGAGUAGAAAGUCUUCUGAAUGCAGCUUUCUGUUCAAAACUUGGGAAUUAGUACUGCAGCUUGCCACUAACUUUUAACUAAACCUAUUCUCCUUUAUAUCCUAACAAAAUUCUGCAUACAAUGGCCAAUGAUGGUAUUUACAGCAUUGUAUUAUUUUAAAUAUUUGGAUAUCAUUUAGAUAUUAUCUACAGUCUAUGGUAACAUUUUUUUGGGGGUGUGCAGUAGUGACCAGGACAAACUUGUGAUGUGAAAGUGCCCUCUGCUGGAGCACCCAAUUGAAACAACUUGAUUUGUUACUGGAAGUAAUAUAAGAUUAUACAUUAGGGAUAUGUAAAUUCUCGGUGGUGCACAAUAAAGUAAUUAAUUGCUUAAUUAAGCACAAGUAAUUAAUGACAAGUAAAUAUGUUUAUAUUUUGAUUGGAUAGGAUUCUAUAAUUUCUUUUAAUAAACUACCGGUAUGUUUAAUUGUUAAACAUAUUGAAAU